This is a messenger RNA of Thunnus maccoyii (southern bluefin tuna), 3772 nucleotides long. RefSeq names its product epithelial cell-transforming sequence 2 oncogene-like. Lineage: Eukaryota; Metazoa; Chordata; Actinopteri; Scombriformes; Scombridae. Bases 205 to 3156 code for a protein of 983 amino acids. Gene Ontology annotation, molecular function: guanyl-nucleotide exchange factor activity; protein binding. The transcript is spliced from 21 exons. The record is from RefSeq and is a predicted model, not a curated record.
UGGACAGGAUGGGCUGUGUGCAGGAAUGUGCGCAUCCUUUUGUUGAUGCGUCUCUAAGGUUACUGGGAGCAGAGCGGCACAGUGGCAGCCUGUUACUGGGGAUUUACUAAACAAGAGAGCUAAAUCUGACAGUGAAUGGCAGUUUACCGAUUCAAUGAGAACUGGGAGCGUUUUUCUUAAAAGUGGGUCAUCCUCUGUGAAUCCAUGGAGACGAGCCUGAAAUCGACCCCUCACUCGGUGAAGCGGUGGCAGCUCAGCGGGACAGACUAUGAAGCGCGAAGCCUCCAAACCCGCUUCAGCGCCUGGACUCCUCUGAACAACAAGCAGAGCAACCUGCAGUUUGUUGGUGUCCUGUCCUCUAUUUACUCCCAGUUAUUUGAGGAGAGGAUCAACCUUGUGCUCCACUGGUUUGACCUGUGGACGGAUAGACAGAGGAAACACCUGCUGCACUCUCUGCUCACACGCUGCACCAAGUCACAGCUAAAGUACUGUAGGGAUCUGCUGAUUGAGACGCUUCCAGUGACUCAAGUGGACUUCACAGCGGUGCUGCCCCGGUUCCUGUCCCUGUAUGUGAUGUCAUUCCUGUCCCCUCGUGACCUCUGCUCUGCUGCCCAAGUCAGCUGGCACUGGAAGAUCCUGGCUGAGCAGGACUGUCUCUGGGCAGGCCGGUGUAUCCGAAGAGGCUGGUUUCUUCCCUACGCUCCUGGAGAAAGAGAGUUUGGAGCGUGGAAGAACCACUAUGUCUCCUGCGUCUCCACGCUGGACCGUCUCACUCCCCGGGAGGCAGCAGAGCGGUAUGGGACCCUCAAUCAACAAAGCACUGGGAUGACGGAAGAGGAGGAAGAGAGAAGGAAGGAGAGGAGGAUCAGACAGAUGAUCAGAGAGAAGCUUCAGGAGGAGAAGAGAACAUUCUUGAGAACCAAGAGAGCCUGGGGCAGCUACACAAAGCCUGGGGAAGCCAGCAGUAGACACACCCGGACGACAACACCCACUUCUGGGAUAACAUUCAGCUUAUGGCCCUCCCUUCCCUGGCCUCCAAGGACUGUCACGUCUCCCAGCCUCUGUCAGUCUAUGACUGCGGCUCAGAGCUUGGAGAGAGUGCACACCACCCGGCCUAGCAGUGAAAGACUGAACAAAGCCAGAGGAGCGCUGUCCUCCUUCACCUACAGACCUGCAACGCCGCACACCGUCUCUCCCAUCCAUCGCAGCAGUCCUCCCCUCUUAUUGCUGGUCUCUAAUAGAAUUCCUGCUUAUGAGUUGGUGCUGAGUGGCGUGAAGGAAGGAGUGAUCGUAGUUCUGUACGACCACAGAGGGAAACUCUCAGCUCUCUUAACCCAGGUGGAGAGGGUUGUUUCUGGGCAGAGAGUGCAGAGGCUGGGCCUCUUAGCUCCAGGAGGAACAGAGGAAAUCCAUCUGCUUCACAGUAGCAGCCUAUCAAAGAAGACUCUGCUGACCCCUGACCAAAGAGAAUUCUGGGAGAAACUGUGUGGCUGGGUGGCACCAUCCGAGGAAGGAGGAGGUAUUGACAUCUUCUCCCCGCUGGCAGCAUCAGCCUCAGGAGUGGCUCUCAUCCAGAGUCUCUCGACUCUUACUGGUCUCAAGGUUUGGGCGCCAACAGGUCUUGCCACAGGAAGUUUUCAGAAUAUCCUGAGCGAGUGGUCCGAUAGCAGUCUGUGUGUGGAGCUCUCAAACCAGCAACCAGGAACCCCGGCGCACCAGUAUGUGUGUGAGAGCUUACUGCAGGUCUGGUGUAGACAGGCUGAGUGGGUGGAGGAGGCUCUGGGGGAGCUGAGGGGCUUUCUAGGGCCACAUUUACAGCAGGUCAGCCUGGAGGCCAGGGGCCGAGCUCUUGGUCAGUUUCUGUGGGAGGAAGUCUGCCUUGAGGAUCUUUGUGUGUCGAAAGACCUAAGUAUGGCUUUGACUGAAGGGCUCACUGCUCUCACUAGAGAGGAAGAGGCCCGACCGUUGGAGUUUCUCGCCAUCUUCCUGACAAGAUGGAGUGAGCAGAAGGAAGGAGAGGAGAGUAGUGGAGAGAAAAAGUGGAGAAACAAAGGAGCAGACGACGUCUCUUCAGCACCACAUAGCUCACAGAUAUGCUUGUUGCCUGAACAGCCACAGACAGUGUUGGAUUGGAGAGGUGCAGCAGCCAGAGAGCUGCACCACAGCGAGUGUCUUUAUCUAAGCAGACUGCACGCUGUGUUAAAGGUGUACCAGGAGCCUCUUACAGCAUCUCUGAACUCCAACAGAGCCAUUCUCAGCUACGCCGACAUCCACAUCGUCCUCAGCCCUGUCACACAAAUACUGGAGCUCAACCGAGUGUUUCAGGUAGAUCUACAGGCCAGGCUGCAGCAGUGGGGUGCAGAACAGAGUGUAGGAGACGUGUGUGUAAAACUGUGCUCAAAUCUCAGAGUCUACACCAACUAUUUCAACAACUACACCACUGCCCUCUGCACCAUUGACAAGUGCAGAGAGACGAAACCUGCAUUUCGAGCUUUCCUGAAGAGAGCAGACAGAACUCUUGCAACGCACAUGCUGAGUCUACAGGAGCUGCUGCUGUGUCCAAUGUGGAGAAUACAGGAGUACGUGACUCUGCUACAAGCUCUGACUUUACACACACACCCAACCCACCCCGACCACACACACCUCUCCUCUGCCCUCAACACGCUGCAACGAUACAGAGGAUUUAUACACAAGUUAAAGCGUAACACCGAAAGAGACAAACUGAUGGAGGAAACACAGCAGAUGAUCCGAGGCUGUCCGAACCUCAGUGAGGGAAACAGGCAGCUGAUAACGACUCAGGAUGCUGCUUUGCUCAGGAGCCCUGAUGAACAUAUUCCAGAUUCUCUCAGGACCUAUGAGCACGUGUCUGAUGUCGGCAUGUUCCUGUUUAAUGACGCUCUGGUGUUGACGCAGCGAAGAGUGCAACACACGCCUUUUAGCCCGGCUCACCGCAGCACACACAUCUUCCUCGCCUCUGUGGCCCUCACCAGCCUGACUUUCAGAGAGAUCACACACACACGCUAUGUGUGUCAUGCCUUUGUCCUGGAGGGUCCUCGUCGUUCCUGGGUUUGCGCCACAGAGAGAGGUGAAGAGAGAGAGCACUUCCUGUCUGUGCUGAGUUCAGCCAUACAAACAGCUCUAAAAGGACAUCAGUGACGAUACAGCGGAAAGACAAGAGGAGGUUUGGACACCGGUGUUGGCCCAUUUUUGGUGUGUGGAAACAAUAACAAAGAUCAGGAAACAUCAAAUCUUUCACGCCAAGAUACAACAAAAGGACAUCGCGUACCUGCCACUGUUGACAUGAAUAUCUGACCUUCACCUGAAAAGUAUUUCCUGAAAAAAUGAUAAUCUAUCUAGAAUAACUAUUUUAAAAUUCAGCAAACAGGAAUACAGUUGUUUUUUGUUUUUUCACUACUCAAUCCUGCUGUUAAGCAGUCGGCCAAAUUAUAACAGCCAAUGUCAACAUGAGACUUGAGACAAAAUAAUGUCUUCAUAACUUUCAGAUUGUCAAUCAUUGACUCAAAACUACAAGUGAAACUUACUGUAUGUCACAUAUAUUUAGUCUGAGUUCAUUAAACCAUCAGGAAGACAAUUUUAGCAUCACAAUUAGCAACAAUCUGAGCUUUAAAUGUCAGCUCUUACUCUAAAAUGUUACCUUUCGAAUAUCAUAUCUCACACUUUUUGUAAUGUUUCUGCUUUCAUUUCUCAUUUUUCCAAAUCGGAAAUUACAUAAAUUCAAAUUUGUCACUUUUAAUAAAGAUAAAUGUCAUAA